GAACAUCGAAAAGAAAACAACUACGGAAUUCUAUAGGAAUCUAGUUCGUAUCGUUUUAGUGAAAAGUAAAGGCUAGUUCCAGAUAUCCGACUUUUUCCUGGUCUAGAUUACAUAACUGGACCAAUGCAAUGUAAACACAGUUAUCUGACAACGCCUUCGGUCAAAGUACACUUGUCUACGUCACAGUACGUGAAAAUAUAGCAAGUAGAAGUGGGUCAGUCAGGUCGGAAACUGUACCAAGAUCCAGUACGACCAUGUUCAAACAACUUCAACGUCUGCUGGUUCAGUCUUACGUCAACAGCCAGUCUCUGUUGGCCAGGAGUCCGUGCGCCUGUGUCCUCUCACAGCAGAUUUCUAGUUCCACGUGUCACAUGGCCGCUCAGCCAACCGUGACGCCAGACAACACCCUUCAAAGUCACAUCCCCGACAUUAAAAUCCCAACCAAUGUACCAUUCCAUCAGUACCUCUUUGAGAAGUGUGACUUGUUCAAAGACCAGACAGCAGUCGAUGAGUUUCUGACCGGAAGGAAAUACACAUACCAGCAACUGAAAGAGAAGUCGAUCAAAGUGGCUCGUGGUCUUUACAACAUGGGCUAUCGUAAAGGAGACGUAGUGUUGGCCUUCUCCCCAAACCACAUCGACUACACUGUACUGAUGCUAGCCUGUUCUACAAUCGGUGUCUGGUUCAGCGCUGCCAACCCGGCCUACACAGCAGAGGAGUUGAGCUGUCAGAUCAGUCACAGUGAGUGUAAAGCAAUCUUCACCAUUCCAUUCUUCGCUGGGACCGUCAAGUCAGCUCUGGACAUUAAAAGUCACCCCCACAAAGUGAAAGAUCUAUUUGUUUUUGGCGAGGCGCAAGGAUACCAACCCUUUGACACUCUUUUGUCAGGAGAUGGAACCACGUGUCCAGACGUUGACAUUGAUCCUGUCAAGGACGUUUUCAUUCUGCCCUAUUCCAGUGGCACCACUGGGAUGCCCAAAGGCGUUAUGCUAACCCACUACAACUGUUUGGCCAAUGUCUUACAAGCACUCACAAGUAUACACGUAAGUACUGAAGACCGAGCCCUUGGAUUACUGCCCUUGUAUCAUAUUUAUGGCAUGACUGCGGUCCAGUUUUCAGUUCUCUUCAGCGGGGCAGCAAUUACAUUUCUUCCAAAAUUUGAACCGGAAACGUUUCUGAAAUGUCUUCAGGGUAAAAAGAUCACCGUGGCCCAGCUGGUACCACCCCUGAUUAUAUUUUUGGCCAAGCAUCCAGUGGUCAGUGCCUUCAACCUGACUUCUCUUCAAAAGGUCGUCAGUGGAGCCGCCCCGCUUGGAGCGGAAGUUACCAUAGAGUUCACUAAAAGGUUUACCCACGGGGUCACCAUCAACCAAGGCUAUGGACUGACUGAGACAUCACCAGUAACAAACGUCGAUGUAACGGGAACACCCGGAUCUAUCGGUAACUUGGUGGCCAAUACCCAAGGAAAGAUUGUCGACCUAGUGACCAACAAAACUUUAGGAGUAGGAGAAGUCGGAGAGUAUUGUGUCAAAGGUCCUCAGAUCAUGUCCGGUUACUUCAAAGAUAAACAAGCAACAGAUCACAUGAUAGAACCAGAUGGCUGGCUCCAUACAGGUGACAUCGGCUAUGCCUCACCGGAAGGUCUGGUGUUUAUUAAAGACCGACUAAAGGAGCUUAUAAAAUACAAAGGUUCUCAAGUACCUCCAGCUGAGUUAGAAGCCUUGUUGUUAGGCCAUCCAGAUGUCCAGGAUGUAGCUGUAUUGGGGGUACCAGAUGAACAAUGUGGCGAACUACCGAAAGCUUUUGUGGUCAAGAAACCAGGUUCAAAGGUCAGGGAAGAGGAACUAGUGAAAUAUGUAGAAGAUAAAGUAGCUCACACCAAAAGACUCAGAGGUGGUGUUUUGUUCAUCAAUGAAAUUCCAAAAAACCCAAGUGGAAAAAUAUUGCGACGUAUAAUGAGAGACCAAUACAUCAAGUCUUAAAACAUCAUCUUUUAAAACAUUUGAUCAACACUAGUACAAUAAAUGCACAAUACAUCAACAUGUACAUAUCUCUUUUAUAUUCACUAAUGUUUAAUUGUGAACAGAAUUUGUUGUACUAAAAGUUACAAUCACAAAUUGCAGCCCAAAAUCUUACUGUACAUAAUUACUUUUCUGUUGGAAUGUUUUGAAUUCAAAUUGUUUCUACCUUUAGUUAUAAAUUUUUUUGUAUGUACUGUAUAUAAAUGAAUGGAAUGCCGAUGUUAUUAUGUAGUGUUGUGAGACUAGGCUGCUUCUGAUGACUGAAUUUUUUUUACAGUUGUUAUCUUUUACUAAGAAAAUGUGAUAUGUAGAAUAAUGAACUAGCCAUCUUAAUAUGUAUAUUGGGAAUGUCUAUCAAAAUGUUUGCUUGGAGACACUGAUAACUCAUCCUUCACCUGCUGUUUAUUAUACAUACACUAAAGUGUUGGUGUUCUCUGACUAAAUACUUGUUAUCUAAGAUUUGUGUGUACAUAUAUUUAUAGUAAGUCAACAUUCAUGUGUUAUGAUUAAAUGUUGGAUAGCAAAUAAUAUCAGAAGAAAACUUGUUUUUUUGUUCCAUUUCUUUUUAUCAUAACAAUAAAAGAAAAUAAUUUCUA
This is a messenger RNA of Biomphalaria glabrata, 2617 nucleotides long. RefSeq lists its product as uncharacterized. Gene Ontology annotation, molecular function: CoA-ligase activity. NCBI's taxonomy places the organism in Eukaryota, Metazoa, Mollusca, Gastropoda, Planorbidae. Bases 255 to 1982 code for a protein of 575 amino acids. The transcript has 12 exons. The record is from RefSeq and is a predicted model, not a curated record.